CCGUUGGUUUCUUCUCGCGUCUCGUUUUGCUCGUGCCCGUGGGACGCUGGCCUAGCUUGUUGCCUUGCGCCCGGCCUCGUCGUAGACAAGCCUUGUUCAUCACAUGCCACAGCCCACAGGCGAGGCGAGCGAGAACACGCGUGCGUUCCCUUCUCCUACCCACCUUCCCCGCCGCACGCCGCUGCGCUUCUCUUCUUCGCUCCUUCUCUGCUUCCUGUUUUUUCACUGUUCGUUCGUUGGGGCUGCGGGUGGGUGGGUGGCAUUGCUUGCCUGAAAAGCUCGUCCGGGGGAAAAGGUUUCCUCUUCCGGGCUUCACGUAGGUGGCCACAGGCGACGCUGCCCCUCGCUUCCUUUCACUGAUCCGACUGCCAUCUCCCACCCACCCACAAACUCCGCCGCUGCCGCUGCCUUGGCGCUACGCCGCUGGCUCUUUUCUGUUCGGCCUCCUCUUCCUCGCCGCGCGCCUCUCUAAAAGGUAGUAAUAGGAUCGGUCGUCGCGCCAUGGGGCGGGCCAUGCGGUGGCUCAAGAAGGUGCUCACCGGCGGCGGCGGCAAGAAGGAAGGGGCCAAGGAGCCGAGCGCCGCCGUGCCGCCGAUCGAGAGGAGGAGGUGGAGCUUCGCCAAGGCCAGGAGCAGCGUCGCCGACGCCAGCCGCAGGCCUUCCGUCACCGCCGUCGUCGCCGGCGAGCUCUCCCAGGCCAGGCCGUGCGGCUGCGGCCAGGCGCGCGAGACGGAGACGGAAGCCGCCGUCUUGAUCCAGAAGGCCUUCAGGGGCUACCUGGCCAGGAAGGCUCUCCGCGCCCUCAAGUCGCUGGUGAAGCUGCAAGCGCUGGUGCGCGGCUACCUGGUGCGGAAGCAGGCGGCCACGACGCUGCACCGGCUGCAGGCGCUCAUGAGGCUGCAGGCCUCCUCGCAGGCCCUCAAGAACCUCUCCUCCUCCCGGAGGUCCAUCGAGCAGGAGCGGAAAACGUCGGUGCCUGUGGUGCACCGCCGGAGGCUGUCGGAGGGCGGCGCCGGGGACGACCGCAGCCCCCGGAUCGUGGAGAUGGACACGUGCCAGCUGCGGUGCCGGUCGUCCCGGAUCGCGGGCCGGUACGCGGCCGCCGACCCGCAGGCGCCGCCGCCGUCCUCGCCGCUCGCCUACUUCUGCAAGCCGCCGUCGCGGCUGCAGCUGCGGGAGCUGGAGCCGCAGCAGCCCAAGACGACGCAGAACACGCCCCGCCUCCCGGCCAUCGUGCCCGGCGGCUCGCCGGCGAAAGGCCGGCCCUCGUGCGGGGGCGGGCGGGAGUCGAGCAGCCCGCGGUACAUGGCGGAGACGGCGUCGUCCGUGGCGAGGGGCCGGUGCCAGAGCGCGCCGAGGCAGCGGCACGGCAACAACAACCCCGCCGCCGGCUUGGCCCCGGGCCUGGCGCGCGGCGGGUCGAGGAAGGCGGCGCCGCAGUCGCAGGACAGCUUCAGCUUCAAGAGCUCGGAGGCGUGCAGCCGCGUGGAGGACUACUCCGAGAUGAGCGACGAGGUGACCAGGGACUACUACCUCGACCAGCUCUGGUGAUGAUCGCCCGGCGCGCUACUAAUCAGGGCGUGAAAGCCAUUAACAUCGUCGUCUCGGUAUAUAGUUAGUAGGAGUAUCAUUCAGGAUUAACAAAAUGCUUAGCAGUAGUUGUAGUUGAUGGCACGGCACAUCAUCAUCGUCAUGGUCAUCCGAUGUUAACCGCCAUUGUAGCAGCUCGGUGGAGCGAGCAUGGCAUGCCAGAGAGAAUGGGAAUAAAAUCCGUUCUGCUUCCGCGAGACCAUCUGGGGGAAAACGAGGCCGCGCCAAAGCUCAUGAACCCCACCACCCUCGUGCUCUGCUCUGCUCUGUCCCGCCGCUGCCAGCCUCGAUGUAUCAAUGGUGACACCGACGUCCCCCCCUCUAGAAAACAGAGGGGGUAGUGCAGAAGACAUGGAAGCUGGGACGAAGGGAGUUAAUGGAUACUGGCAGUGAAGCCAGAGGUUUCUUGUGGUUGUUUGGAGUACGCACUGCACUGCACUAGAGAACUGAAGCGCACCGCUUUGGCUUAAAUGUUGCCGUGCCGUGCCUCUGCUGGAAAUGGCAGUAGUACCAGAUGGCCUGGCUGUGUCCCUUGAUGUUGAGGUGGUGGGGUGGUAGAGAAGAGGAAGCUUGGCGAGGUGCAUCAAUGCCGGCGCAAUUCCGGACGAUCCAG
Messenger RNA from Triticum aestivum (bread wheat), 2203 nucleotides. Its product is annotated as protein IQ-domain 26. Lineage: Eukaryota; Viridiplantae; Streptophyta; Magnoliopsida; Poales; Poaceae. The transcript is spliced from 4 exons. The record is from RefSeq and is a predicted model, not a curated record. Gene Ontology annotation, molecular function: protein binding. Bases 502 to 1551 code for a protein of 349 amino acids.